UACGUAUGAACGUCAUGAAUCGGGAGAACGAUAAUGUUGCCGACAAAACAAGCGAUUGAAAUUAUCUUUAAUUCCCCAAAAACUUUCUAACAGCUUAGAGCAACGUCGAAUUUUUUUUAGAUAUGGACAUUACAUUACUAUUUAAAGCUUCCGUGAAAACUGUACGACUGAAAUCUUCCAACUCAUUUCCCGUGCCUAACAAAACGCGUAUUUUAGCAAAGAAAUCAAAAAAUGAAUUUUCAGAAAAGGCAAAAAAAAUUCGAUUCCAAAUCACCCAGCUGAAGAAUUUACUCGUGGAAAAUCGAGCGGCAUACAUGCAGUUUGCAAUUCAUCUUAAAAAGUCAGCACAGAUGUCGGACGAGGAAAGAGACGUUAUAGAUCGUGAAUCCGAUACAAUCAUUCGUGUAUGCACCGAAACUAUAAAUGAUUUCAAAACCGAGUGUCGAAAGUCAAAACAAAGCAAACAAAUGACUGAAUUUAUGGAACUGGUAAUUGAGGCACUGUCGAACUAUAUGCACGCCGUUCAUCACAUUGCAAACGAACAACGGCAAUUCCGGAUACAGCGCGAGUUAGAAUCGUAUAAAUUCCUCAAGUUGAAUUCCGAUAGAAAAUCGUUUCGCAUGAUCCCUCCGAAAAUAGAGAAUGAAAAACCGAAUGAUAUUCUGAAGGAUAAUUCGGUGGAGUCGGAACCAUCAUCUCCCGACGAUGAUGAUGACAACCUUACAGUUAAAAAUUUGGAUAAUUCUAGAGUGAGCUUUGUUUCGCAGGACGAAGAACGCAGUUUAAUUUUAGAAGAUGACGAGGAGUUAAGUCCAGAGGACAUUCAGAUUUUUGAGUCGGAAAACGUCCAACUAUAUAAUGAAUUGAAAGGACUGUCGGAGGAGGUCGAGCAGAUAGAGAGAAAUGUGGUCGAUAUUGCCCAUCUGCAGGAAAUAUUUACCGAAAAGAUUUCCUUACAAAAAAUUGAUAUCGAUCGAAUUUCAAAUACUGUUGUUGGCGCCACCGAGAAUGUAAAGGAUGCAAACGAGCAAAUCAAGCAAGCUAUUCAACGGAAUGCCGGACUUCGGGUUUGGGUUCUAUUCUUUCUGAUUGUGAUGUCUCUUACAUUGUUAUUCCUUGACUGGUAUAAUGAUUGACAGAAUCAUUUUUUCGUUAUAUGUACAGUUUCUUACAGCAAUUAUAAAUUGAUUGUUAUGUACCGUUUUGUUCAAGUGUGUUAUCACUGCAUUUAUGCAAUAAAAUGAUAGACUAAAUGAAACGAUAUUGUAGCAUUACAAUCGAAUAUUUCAAGUAGAAUGAACAUUGAGAAUUUGAGUAUUUAUAUAUUUUUUAAAUCAUCUCGU
This is a messenger RNA of Toxorhynchites rutilus septentrionalis, 1343 nucleotides long. It is a transcript of the gene Syx18, whose product is annotated as syntaxin-18. Gene Ontology annotation, cellular component: SNARE complex; endoplasmic reticulum. Gene Ontology annotation, biological process: retrograde vesicle-mediated transport, Golgi to endoplasmic reticulum. The coding region runs from base 123 to 1136 and encodes 337 amino acids. The transcript has 3 exons. NCBI's taxonomy places the organism in Eukaryota, Metazoa, Arthropoda, Insecta, Diptera, Culicidae. The record is from RefSeq and is a predicted model, not a curated record.